Trichoderma breve is the source of this 1206-nucleotide messenger RNA. RefSeq names its product CFEM domain-containing protein. The transcript is spliced from 4 exons. The coding region runs from base 1 to 1206 and encodes 401 amino acids. NCBI's taxonomy places the organism in Eukaryota, Fungi, Ascomycota, Sordariomycetes, Hypocreales, Hypocreaceae. The record is from RefSeq and is a predicted model, not a curated record.
AUGUCAUCGGAGGACUUUGACCACUUAAUCCCACAGAUCCCAUCUUGCGCUCUGAACUGCUUGACAACGCUUAUCCACAACACAUCAUGUACUUUUGGCGAUCUGCCAUGCAUGUGUGGCGAUGAAGAGUAUUUUGACGCCGGGACAAUAUGCGUCAGGGCGCAUUGCAUGAUGUCGGAAGCCUUGAAGACAAUGAAUCUCACGCAAACAGCCUGUGGCCGGCCUUAUAGAGAUGAAUCGGGACAGUACACUUCAAUGAAUAUCGCCUCUGGUGUUGUCACCAUUCUUCUCGUUAUUGUGCGCUUAUUAUUCAAACGGUAUCUUAGCGACAAUGGACAGAUCGGACCAGAUGAUUGGGUCAUCUUUGCCGCCAUCGUCAUUUCCGUCCCUGCAAUCAUUAUUAACCAGGUCGGUCUCGUCGGCCAUGGCAUAGGAAAAGACAUUUGGACUUUACCAGCGCCCGAGCUUCCCCUCUUUGCAAAGUUCUUUUUCAUCGGGGAGGUCUUCUAUCUCGUUCAAAUGUCCUUGGUCAAGCUCAGCCUAUCGCUCUUCUACCUCUACGUCUUCCCAGGGCCAAACAUUCGGCGUCUGUUAAUCGGAACGGCCAUUUUCAAUAUCGUGUUUGGAGUUGUUUUUGUCAUUACCGCCAUGACUCAAUGCGUACCGCUCGAUUAUUAUUGGGCACAAUACUACGAUCACCCUCCCAAGGGAAGAUGUUUCGACUUGAACGCAUUCGCUUGGGCAAAUGCAGGGUUAGGUUUGGCGGUAGACGUGUGGAUGAUCAUACUGCCCUUGAUACAGAUCAAAAGGCUGAAUCUCCACUGGAAGAAGAAGAUUGGAGUCGUUGUCAUGUUCAUUCUAGGAACUUUUGUGAGCAUUAUAUCGCUUCUCCGCCUUAAAUCGGUCAUAUUCUUCGCUGAACUCAUCAAUCCAACCUGGGAUCAAUGGAAUGUCGCUUGGUGGUCGACAAUGGAGGUCAACAUUGGGAUCAUCUGCACUUGCUUACCGACCGUUCGCCUGAUUCUCCAGCGCAUGUUCCCCAAGAUACUAUCAUCUGGUGAUGAGCAGAGUAACGAUGCCAGAUUAUCCAGGACUGGAGGCACUGCUUCCCGAGGAGAAACACAACGACCGACUUUUCUCGUAGAGUUAUCAACGACCACGCUUGCGACGGAUGCGCGAUCCAGUUACAAGCAUUUUGAUAACUAA